This is a messenger RNA of Theobroma umbraticum, 2352 nucleotides long. RefSeq names its product scarecrow-like protein 32. The record is from RefSeq and is a predicted model, not a curated record. NCBI's taxonomy places the organism in Eukaryota, Viridiplantae, Streptophyta, Magnoliopsida, Malvales, Malvaceae.
AUGGAGAAUGUAACAGUUCUACAAAGGUGUUCAGCUAAUUUGGAAGAUAUUUUUUUUGAAUUGGGAGAAAAGAAUUCGAAUUCUGUUUUUUAAAUAGAAAGACUAUAUAGUGAUUAAUAAAUUAAAUGUUUGGAUGUAAUUUGGAAGAUAUACAAGAGAGAAGAAAUUCAGAUGCUUAGCAGAGAAGGCAAAAAGGAAAAAGAAUGAAGAAAAAAGAGAGAACAAAAGACCUGCAUAAAAUGAUUUCUUCAUCAUAUGAGAAAGUGAUCAUGUCAUAUGGCCCGUGAGUGAGUGAGCCAAAGCUUAACUGCCUUCAAUCCCCACUCCUCAUUACAUGACAAAAUCCCAACUCCCACAUAUAGACAAUAUCCUGGCCGGCUAUCCUCACAUGCCACCAAAAUCCUACAGAAGCAGCAGCCCACCAUCCCUCUUCCUUUCCUUUAUAUUACCUCUCUAACUCUCUCUCUCUUUUUCCCUCUGUCCAUCUCUCUGUCUUAGGUUAUAGUAGCAGUAGGGAAAGAGAAGGCAGAAAAGAGGAGAAUUCAGAAUAGGGGGAUUAGACCCUUUUGUUGCCAAGAAAAGGUUGUUUUGGAUCAGUGGUUUUCGGUUUGCCUCAUUGCAUCCCCUAUCUUUAGCAACUGAAAAGGCCGAUCUUUUCUUGCAAGAAGGGUCUCUUUUGCCGAAUUUGACUUCAACCAAGCUUUUUUGGGAUGAGAGUUUACUCUUUGAACGGUCCCUUUUAGUUUCCUUUGUUGGAUGAAAAUAAAAUCCCUCAUAAAAGCUGAACUGUCAAUUUUCUGUGAUUCAUUUGCAGAAUUCCCCCAAACUGUACUAUAACUCGGCUGUUUUCACUCUUUCACCAUUACUGUGAGGAUCGUUUCCCAAUGCCAAGGGUUUAGGUAGCUUUGGUGAUGCCAAUUGCAUGGAACAACUUUUAGUCCAUUGCGCAAACGCAAUAGAAAGCAACGAUGCCACUCUAGCGCAGCAGAUUCUUUGGGUUCUAAACAACAUUGCACCACCAGAUGGUGACUCUAACCAGCGCUUGACCUGUGCUUUCCUUCGAGCUCUUAUUGUCCGAGCAGCAAAAAAUGGCACUUGCAAAAUGCUUGCAGCAAUGGCAAAUGCUCAUUGCAACCUUUCUAUCGACAUCCACGCUUUCUCUGUCAUCGAGCUAGCCAGCUUUGUGGACUUAACCCCAUGGCAUCGGUUCGGUUUCACCGCAGCAAACGCAGCAAUACUAGAAGCUGUUGAAGGGUAUUCCGUAAUUCACAUAGUUGAUUUAAGCUUGACACAUUGCAUGCAAAUCCCUACAUUGAUUGAUGCCAUAGCUAACAGGCUUGAGGGACCCCCAUUGCUGAAACUCACAGUUGCUGGUGGUGCCACUGAAGAUAUCCCGCCGAUGCUUGACCUUUCUUAUGAAGAGUUAGGCUCCAAGUUGGUUAACUUCGCUAGGUCACGCAAUGUAAUGUUGGAAUUCAGAGUCGUUCCUUCAACUUAUGCUGAUGGAUUCUCCUCUUUGAUCGAGCAGCUUCGCGUGCAACAUUUAGUAUAUGCAGAAAGUGGUGAGGCUCUUGUUAUAAACUGUCACAUGAUGCUUCACUAUAUACCAGAGGAAACAUUGUCUCCUCUUCCUAAUGCAAAUUCAAAUCCUUACUCUUUCGAACCAUCUUCCACUUCAUCUCUUCGAACCAUGUUUCUCAAGGCACUACGCGGAUUAGACCCAACAAUUGUUGUUCUAGUAGACGAGGAUGCGGAUUUGACAUCUAAUAAUUUGGUAUGCCGAUUAAGGUCUGCAUUCAAUUAUCUAUGGAUACCAUAUGACACUGUGGAUACGUUUCUUCCACAAGGAAGCAAGCAAAGGCAGUGGUAUGAAGCUGAUAUUUGUUGGAAGAUAGAGAAUGUGAUAGCUCACGAAGGCCUGCAGAGGGUUGAGAGGCUUGAACCAAAGAGCCGGUGGGUGCAGCGGAUGCGAAACGCCAAUUUUCGAGGGUUUAGUUUUGGUGAAGACGCGGUUUCAGAAGUGAAAACCAUGCUUGAUGAGCAUGCAGCUGGAUGGGGAUUAAAGAAAGAAGAAGACGAUCUUGUACUUACUUGGAAAGGACAUAAUGUUGUAUUCGCUACUGCUUGGGUGCCUGCUUGAUGCUUUUCCUUCACAAGUUUAUAUUAAUCUAAUCAAUUUUUUUCUUGUAUUAGUCUCUAAUUUGCUAUCAUUUAACUAGAAAGUAGCAGUCUUUCUGAAUAGUGUGUGGAAGCUAAUAUAUCUGUUAGAGGGUUCUUGUCAACUAAUUUUUUCCUUUUUUAUAUAUUUUCUCUCAUGUACUAUAACUUUCUUUGGUAUAAUAACCUUAAUUA